Erythranthe guttata (spotted monkey flower) is the source of this 1314-nucleotide messenger RNA. Its product is annotated as 2-oxoglutarate (2OG) and Fe(II)-dependent oxygenase superfamily protein. NCBI's taxonomy places the organism in Eukaryota, Viridiplantae, Streptophyta, Magnoliopsida, Lamiales, Phrymaceae. The record is from RefSeq and is a predicted model, not a curated record.
UACAUACUUCGCCUUCCACUCUUUCCCCACAAACCAUUAAUCAACCUCAUCAACAACUCCGAUCUGUUGAACCGGGUUCAGGGAAAAUAAUAACAUGGCCGAAGUCUCCACAAAACCGGAAGUUUGGAGCUGCAAAACGGUUCAAGAGGUGGUUGAAAAUGGCGGCGAGCUACCCAGUAGGUAUAUUUGGAUCAGAAAUGAUCGUAGUGAUUAUGGUCCAAUAGAUCUGAAUGUUCCAGUAGCUACAGAAAUCCCAGUCAUUGACUUUACCAGAUUACAGCUUUCAUCUUCAUCUUCAUCGUCCGCCAUUGAUGAAGAGCUGCUCAAGCUCCGCUCUGCUCUCACCACAUGGGGUUGCUUCCAGGCAAUAAAUCAUCGCAUUGAGAAUUCCUUCCUAGAUGAAGUCCGUCAUCUCGCAAGAGAAUUCUUUCACCUGCCGAUGUCGGAAAAGCAAAAAACUGGCAGAACUGAAAACGAUUACGAAGGCUACGGCAAUGACAUCAUCCUCUUCGAGAACCAGCCACUCGAUUGGACCGAUCGGCUCUAUCUCUUAGUCUCUCCACAAGACAACCAAAAACUCGAAUACUUUCCUCAAACCCCACAAUCUUUCAGGAAAAUGUUGCAUGAUUAUACUAUUGAGAUGAAACGUGUCCAAGCAGAGCUGCUUAAGUCGAUAGCAAGGUCGCUAGAUUUAGCAGAGGAUUGCUUUGUGAAAAGAUUCGGUGAAAGAGGGACGAUGUAUGCAAGAUUCAACUACUACCCACCUUGUUCGAGACCCGAUUUGGUUCAUGGGCUGAAACCGCAUGCGGAUGGAUCCGGGUUGACUAUUCUCUUGCAAGACGACAAAGUUGAAGGGCUUCAAAUGUUGAAAGGUGACCAGUGGUUUCGUGUUCCUGUCAUGCCUUACGCCUUGCUCGUUAACAUAGGCGAUCAACUCGAGAUAAUGAGUAACGGAAUAUACAAGAGCCCAGUGCACAGAGCACUAACAAACGCAGAAAACGAGAGGAAUACGUUGGCUAUGUUUUGUGCACCAGAUCCCACAUUAGAGAUUGAACCGGUCGAGGAGCUUGUGGACAACGAGAAAAAGCCUAGAUUGUUCAAGAAAGUCAAGAACUAUCCGGAAACUUAUUUCCAGUACUAUCAGCAGAUGAAAAGGCCUAUCGAUGCUGUUCGAAUCUAGUUGAUCCCGCCUUUGUGUUACUACUUUAACGCUACCUUAAACUAUACCCGAGCACCUUUUAUUCUAAUUUGGUUCUGAUGUAAUCAGAUUUUUCGUUUGUGGGAUGUGUGUUAGAAAUCUGACGAUGGUAAAAA